Molecule: messenger RNA, 2364 nt
Organism: Aspergillus uvarum CBS 121591
Lineage: Eukaryota; Fungi; Ascomycota; Eurotiomycetes; Eurotiales; Aspergillaceae
Product: WD40 repeat domain-containing protein
Exons: 1
Coding region: 175-2142 (655 amino acids)
Biological process (GO): anaphase-promoting complex-dependent catabolic process; positive regulation of anaphase-promoting complex-dependent catabolic process; positive regulation of ubiquitin protein ligase activity
Cellular component (GO): anaphase-promoting complex
Molecular function (GO): protein binding; anaphase-promoting complex binding; ubiquitin ligase activator activity
Source: RefSeq, a predicted model, not a curated record
CUUGUCUAUCUGCUAUUUGCUAUAUAUUCUGCUGCAUUCUAUACUGCAUUAGCUUCACUUUUCGACCUCCUCAGCCUGUCAGUCCAAGCCAGUAGUCGACUGCAAUUGGCGUCACUACCGGAGCUUGAAGACCUGGUCUCCGUUGCAUUGUUCGCACAAUAACUAUAUAUCAACAUGGCUACUCCUACAGUUUCUACUCCCGUGAAGACUCACCAUGGGAUCUUCUCCACAAAGACUGCCGGUGGCCGCAUGCCUCUGACGCCGUCUCCGCGCAGACGGGACAGUGUGGCUUCGAACCACUCCUCCCCUUUCACUCCCCAAUGCGGAACUGGUGAGGCUGGCAAAGAGUUUGGCAAGUCUGUCUACGGCGGCAAUCUCUCCUCAUACUUUGCCAAGUCAGUCUCCAAGCCGACACGCAAGUACCGCGAAUCUCCCAAAUCCAACCUCUCCACCUCUCGCAGCUACCGGGAGUCUCCCAAGUCCAACAUCGCCCGUACACGUCCUCGCAAGUCCCCUAAACACCUUGAGCUAGGCGUUUCUGAGUGGGCUUUGACGGGUACUGGACCCUCUUCAUCACAGACUCCGUCCAAGGAGCGACUACGCAAAGAAGUUACCCGCAAGGAAGUUACCCGCAAGGAAGUUCCUCGGGAGAAGGUUGCCCGCAAAGAAGAGAUCCGGACGACCCGGACGACGAGGUCGGGAAAGACCACUGUUCGUAUUGCGCAUAAUGCUGGCGACAGAUUCAUUCCUAACCGCACGGCCAGCGAAGGACUUGUGACUGCUGGAACAGCCAAGCCCGAGGAGAGCCAGCGCCCCAAGAGCACAAGCAGCGAGGGAUCAUCCGUUCUGGCGAACGCAGCAAGCGCCUUCGAUAUCGGUGGCCGCGGAAGCGAGGAAGAUCUUACCGCAGCUCUCGAGAGCCUUGGAAUCGAUGACAGCGAGUCUACCACAUCCUACACCAAGCCCGCACCUGAUGCUGUUGCGUACGAAUCCUCACUUGCAGAUGCUUGCGGAGUGAACCUGAACACCCGAAUUCUGGCUUUCAAGCCCCCGCCUCCUGAAUCCUCUAAGCCUAUUGAUCUGCGUGCUCAGUACAACCGUCCUCUUAAAUCUGCGAAGUCCCAAUCCGCCCAGUUCCGCAGAAGAGUUCAAACGGCCCCUGAGCGUGUCCUUGAUGCUCCUGGCCUGCUGGAUGAUUACUACCUUAACCUUUUGGACUGGAGCUCUGGCAAUCAGGUUGCCAUUGGCCUUGAGCGUAAUGUUUACGUUUGGUCCGCCGAAUCCGGAACGGUCAGUUGCUUGCUGGAGGCACCGUCUGACACUUACGUGAGCAGUGUCAAGUGGAGCGGAGAUGGAGCUUACGUUGGCGUGGGCCUGGGUACCGGCGAGGUUCAGAUCUGGGAUGUCGAAGAAGGAACCAAGCUUCGCAGCAUGUUCGGCCACGACUCUCGCGUCGGCGUUAUGGGAUGGUCCAAGCACACUCUUUCCACCGGCGCCCGCAGUGGUCUUGUCUUCAAUCACGAUGUUCGCAUCGCCCAGCACAAGGUUGCCGAGCUGGUCUCGCACACCUCCGAAGUCUGUGGCUUGGAGUGGAGACCCGACGGUGCCCAGCUUGCGACGGGAGGUAACGACAACUUGGUCAACAUCUGGGAUGCUCGUUCCCUCAGUGCCCCCAAGUUCACCAAGACCAACCACCGCGCCGCCGUUAAGGCUCUCAGCUGGUGCCCCUGGCAGUUGAACUUACUCGCCACUGGUGGUGGUUCGUACGACCGCCAUAUCCACUUCUGGAACACCACCACUGGUGCGCGCACCAACAGUAUCGAUACUGGUUCCCAGGUCACCAGCUUGCGGUGGAGCAACCACUACCGCGAGAUUGUCAGCUCGAGCGGCUUCCCCGACAACUCCCUCAGCAUCUGGAGCUACCCGACUCUGGUCCGGAAUGUAGAAAUCCCUGCCCACGAGACUCGCGUGCUGCACAGUUGCUUGAGUCCCGACGGUCAACUUCUGGCCACCGCGGCCGCCGAUGAGAGCUUGAAAUUCUGGAAGAUCUUCGAGCGCAAGCCCGGAACGAGCGCCGCGGCUUCCCGCGAGGGUGGUGUUGGCAGCAAGGCGCAGAUGACCAAGUCCAUGACCAUCCGGUAGAUCCGGUUUGCUCAGUUGUGAUGACACUUGCUUUCUCGCUUUUUUUUCGGACUUCCUAUAUGUUCAACAUUAUGCGUUCUAUAUCGUAGACCGGCGUUUGUCUCGAUACCACUUGCUUUUCUUGAUGGAGUUUUGUCUUUUUGUGUGUACAGCGGAUCUUCAAUGGUGUGAUGGAGUUUGAGUGGUGACUGGAAGGACAAGGCGCUGUGAUUUAGGAUGUUU